CGGAAAGUAGAUCUCUGUAAUAACCAACAUGGCAUCAGUGUAUAAGUCUGCCAAAGCAGGCGAGAAGGCAGAGAACAAGUCAAAUGGCACUGUUGAUAGACGUAUAAAUAAGCAGAGAGUUCUUCUUCUCUCUUCUCGUGGUAUUACAUAUCGUCAUCGUCAUUUGAUGAACGAUCUCGAGGCCAUUCUUCCACAAGCAAAGAAGGAUUCCAAAUUAGACUCAAAAUCACACUUGCAUAUAUUGAACGAGCUUGCUGAGCUCAGCAACUGCAACAACUGUAUCUUCUUUGAAGUGCGAAAACGCCAGGAUUUGUAUAUGUGGAUUAGCAAGACUCCUAAUGGUCCAUCAGCAAAGCUUCACAUUCAAAACAUUCAUACAAUGGAUGAACUCAAGCUCACUGGAAAUUCCUUGAAGGGAUCACGCCAUAUGCUUUCAUUCGAUAAGAACUUCGAUGCAUCACCUCACUACCAGCUCUUGAAGGAGAUGUUCACUCAAGUUUAUGGUGUUCCAAAGGGAGCAAGACGAAGCAAGCCUUUCAUCGACCACAUUCUGUCCUUUUCUAUUGUGGACAACCGAAUCUGGUUCAGAAACUACCAGAUUGUUGAGAAGAAUCCUUCCAACACCCCUGGUUAUACCGCCAAGGAUCAGGAUGAUAUUACGUUGGUUGAAAUUGGACCUCGUUUCUGUAUGACUGUCAUUCGUGUGUUUGAAGGCUCAUUCGGUGGCAGCACUGUCUUUGAGAAUCCUGAAUUCGUCAGUCCUAACAUGAUCCGUGCUGCUCACCGUCGUGAGAAGGCCACCAAAUACAACUCACGCCAGGCUGCCCAAACUGAGCGUAAGGCAAAGUUGAAGGAGGCAGAAGGCAAAGAAUCCGAAUUGAGCACGCGCAAAGUCUUUGGAUAAAAAUGUCAUUGACACUCUGUACUUUUUCCAAUCUACAAAAUCCCAUCCCGCACAUUUUC
Molecule: messenger RNA, 963 nt
Organism: Umbelopsis ramanniana AG
Lineage: Eukaryota; Fungi; Mucoromycota; Umbelopsidomycetes; Umbelopsidales; Umbelopsidaceae
Exons: 3
Coding region: 29-904 (291 amino acids)
Biological process (GO): ribosomal large subunit assembly; rRNA processing
Cellular component (GO): nucleolus
Molecular function (GO): rRNA binding
Source: RefSeq, a predicted model, not a curated record